Messenger RNA from Lactuca saligna, 478 nucleotides. Lineage: Eukaryota; Viridiplantae; Streptophyta; Magnoliopsida; Asterales; Asteraceae. The record is from the annotation of a GenBank genome assembly.
GUAUCAAGUCUAUGCGUUAUCAAGAAUAACAAACAUUGAGUUUAGUGGAAGUGAGUGGGAGUGGGAGUGGGAGUGGGAUUGGGCUAGGCCAAUCAUUUCAGGAACUCCCGCUAUACAUCGUCAACAGAUGCAAGAACUACUUUCCAAGUUAGAAGAGGUAUUGAUGUUUUUAUUCUUACGGAAAGUAACAUUUCUACAAGGUUUGGAUAUUCCUACUAUUGUUUGUGGCAUUUGCAAUUCGGAUAUUGAAGACAACACACAUGUUUUUCUUAAAGUGGUGUCGCGCCUAAGGAGAUUCAUUGAGAACUGGUGUGACAUGAGCAUUAUGGCUGACAUUGAAGUUGUUAUUCUUUGGAUUGAUACGGUUCCUUUUUCCAUUAUGAAAAUGAAGGGAUUGGAAGCUAUUGUAAUGGUAAUGUGGUCGCUUCUUUGGAAUUUUCGAAAGAACAUUCUUUUUAGUCAACAGAACAGUUACUAG